AAGCAGUGCCAAUCAAGAUAGAUUGGGCAGCAGCAGCAACAUUGUAUCGUUUGACAGAACUAAAUAGUUACCUUGUACAUCAAGAGGAACGAUUUUUCUAAAUUUAUACUGACGUCGACAGACAGCCUAUUAACAUAAUCUUUAUUCCUCAAUCAACAUUUUAAAUACAUAGUCAUAUAUUUUUGAAUCUCCGGUUUUACCAGACAGAUGUGGAUACAGUUCUACUGGGAGUAACACACCUGCAGUAAAGAGGGGAAGAGGAUCCUAAUUCAGAGGACCAGUGGAUGACCUGCCUACUGUACAGACCAUGAUCUGAAGGCCCCGCCACGUGGCCCCAUUCGUUCUUCUUCAUUAUUUCCUGCAGGGGUAAGAGCUCCUAGACUAGCCGCCACUGACAGGUGGAGCGGAGGGAGAUAGAGAGAGUGUGUACAAGAAAGAGUGCGACAGCCAAGCGCCUACCAACCACCUCCACAGGACAGCCGUGCCCUCUGACCCCGCCACGCCCCCUGCCCCUCCCACCGCCAGACCGGAACCAUGGGAAGGAAAAAGAUCCAAAUACAGAGGAUUACAGACGAACGGAACAGACAGGUGACGUUCACCAAGAGGAAGUUUGGCCUGAUGAAGAAGGCGUAUGAGCUGAGCGUGCUGUGCGACUGUGAGAUCGCCCUCAUCAUCUUCAACCACUCCAACAAGCUGUUCCAGUACGCCAGCACCGAUAUGGACAAGGUCCUGCUCAAAUACACAGAGUACAACGAGCCCCACGAGAGCCGUACCAACGUCGACAUCAUGGAGGCUCUGAACAAGAAAGAGCACCGUGACUCAGAGAGCCCAGACCCUGAGGAGCCCUUCUCCCUCACCCCCCACACUGAGGAGAAAUACAAAAAAAUUGACGAGGAGUUUGAUAAAAUGAUGCAGAGCUAUAGGCUGUCAUCAGCCGUCCCACAGCCCACUUUCUCCAUGCCCGUCACGGUGCCAGUGUCCAAUCAGAAUGCUCUCCAGUUCAGUAACUCUGGCGGCCUGGUAACCACUUCCUUCGUCACCUCCACCCUCACAGACCCCCGCCUGCUUUCGCCACAGCAACCAUCUCUACAGAGGAACACUGGGUCUCCAGGGUUACCACAGCGACCGGCCAGCGCAGGUGCUCUAUUAGGAGGUGAACUGAACAACUCCAACGGAGGAUGCCCGAGCCCUGUUCCGAACGGCUACAUCAGUGCCAGGGCCUCCCCCGGCCUCCUCUCCGUCUCCAACGGCAACAGCCUGGGGAAAGUAGUCCUGGCCAAGUCUCCACCUCCGCCCAGCCCUCAGAUGGUGAACAGCCGCAAGCCUGAUCUCCGGGUCAUCACCUCUCAGAGCGGCAAGAGCCUGAUGCAGCUGACCGAUGAGGAGCUGGAGUUGGUGAGUGAGAAUGCUCAGAGGUUAGGCGGUUCACAAGGGAACCUGUCCACGCCAGUGAUUUCCGUGGCGACGCCCAGUCUCCUAGCCCCCUUCUCCGCCAUGCAGACGGCCUACAACACUGAGUACCAGCUGACAAGUGCAGAUCUCACAGCGCUCCAGACAUUCACACCAUCAGGGUUGCUGCCUAGCAACAUGUCCACCUGGCAACAGCAACCAGCAGUAUCCCAGCAGCAGCAACAACAACAACAGCAGCAGCAGCAACAACAACAACAGCAGCAGCAACAACAACAACAGAUCAGCUUGGCGUCACUCAGUAAUUUGGUCAUGUGGGGCGCAGAGAAACAGAACGGGGAGAUGGCUAACUGCAUUUCCAAUUUCGCUGCUAACCUGAGCAUGGCCUCUCAAUCAAACUUGCUAUUUGGCAGGGAAGAGGGUCUCUGCUGGCCGGUGGGCCACUUACCUCAGGGCACCAUGCUGACGAUUAACACCAACCCCAACAUCAGCAUCAAGUCGGAGCCCGUGUCGCCCAACCGCGACCGCAGCACCCCAUGCUCAACAGCUGGGGGUGGCGGAGGAGGGGGCCUAGUGACCAUCACAGGGGCCCCUAUGUCAGGCCAGUACCCAGGGGCCUUGCGCCUGGAGCCGUCCACCCUGCAGGGCCGCUCACCCGUCGGCAGCCUGAGCAGCAAUGGCAGCUCCUACGAGGGUGACCGGGACAAUGGGGCCCAGGGGCAGGCCCAGGACUUCCACCACCAGGGAGGGGCCUCCUCGGCCAUGGGGCUCCUGAGGCCCUCGUCCACUCAGGAGCAGCAGGAGCAGGAGGGGGCCAAUGUGAAAAGAAUGAGACUGGACACCUGGGUCACAUAGAUGUGUAGAACAAGAGAGUGAAGGGGAGAGAUGCCCCAUCCCACACCCUUUUAACGUAUGUACAGUAAAUGCUGACCUCACACCCAUGCCUCCACAACACACAAACACACACAUGCACCGGACACGCCCAUUUGCGCAUGCUCUUCUACUCUUGCACACACUCUUUCUCUCACAAAUGUAUGCGUUGACACACAAGCUGCAUACUGUUUUCACACUAUAUUGUACUACACACACACACACACACACACACACACACACACACACACACACACACACACACACACACACACACACACACACACACACACACACACACACACACACACACACACAAACACCCUCUAUAGGGGCAGAGUUACCGAACCAGGGAUUACAUGUCAACAUAGUGUGUUGGACAAGAUUAGGAUUGGAAUGAAUGAGUUCUCUUUUGAUCAAGCAGGCUCGGUCUCCUUUUCGUUUUGAAGGGACAGAGAGCAGCUACAAAACUGACUGACUAUUGACUGACUAAUGACAUUGCUGGGUUUUCUCUUCAUCCUCUACAUCACAUAAUACACACCUGGUAUCCUCUAGUCUUUUAUCCACAGUAGGUCUCUAGUCCAGCUGCACUGCUCUGUUGAGAAACAGUAGAACAACCAAAAUGAAUCCACUUCUUUGUAUCUGCCCAGUGGCACUGUUAUAUCCAGCUUUUGGUGUUUUUGUAAAGAGUAUGAGAUUUGUGAAUGAGAUUUAAACUUUUUUUUAAAUAUAUUGCGUCCUCUCUCUGUCUGACUGUUGUCCAUCAACCAUCUUUAAAUUUCUAUUAACAUUUCUGUUUUAGAUUUGAGAACCCAAAAUUCACUGAGUCAAUCUGAUUAGCGAUCCAUUUUAUAAGACAGGAUUUACUCUUCUAAAGUGGACGAUUCUUGUUUUGUUUAGUUUUAGCCAGGUAUUUAAUCUGAAACAUCGAUACCUUAUCUAGGUCAAAUACUGUUUUAUCAGGGAAGGGCUGCACUAGCUCUGACACAUGCUACAGAUACCUACCGAUCAACUUCAGAUGCUGCGUGUGUUUCCUGUUCUGUGAUAUCUAUUUCAAAUGCUCUUUUUGUGUUUUUUUUUUUUUUUUACUACCUUCUUGACUUUUCGAUUUUCACCACGUUCAAAUCCAUCCACACUCACACACACAUAUUUUUGUUAAACAAUGCCUGUGAUUCAGAAGGCUCUGAAUAGGAGAUGAAAAAGUGAAGAACUGUGUAUAUAAACAAUUUGUUCUGUUUCCUUCUGUAUGGCUUUUGUAUAGCAGGGACAUUGUUUUUUUGAGGGUAAACAUAUAGAGCAUAUAAAUAUAUAUUUAAACAGCAGCGAUAGCAGAUUUUGAGAGUAAGUGAUGAACUGCAUACGAUGCAGAGGAAAUGAUAGAUGACAGGGAUUGUAUAUAGAAAUAUAUGUUCACAUAUGUUCAGCAGGAUAUCCCUAAAAGCUAAUGUGUUGAUUCUCAGUGGGUCUUUCUAUUUAUGUGUACAUAAGUGUACUAGGUUGCAAAGCCAGGUGAGGGUGCUAGAGGGACAGAAAAGGAAGUAGCAGUGGAUUGGACUGUUUGAGUGAGCAGUGGUUAGUGGAGUGCACUUUAACCCCUUCCUCCCCCCAAGCCCCCAAAAUGCCCCCUCUCUUUAAAAGCCAGGUGUCCUCCAGAAAGGGACAGUCAUGUCUGCAUGUCCUCGGGCACGUCAAACUCAUUCAACACACACACACACAAACACAUUUUCACACAUUAGCCAGACAAGUAUCCCCUGUGCUUUCUGUUAGAGGAGAGUUCCCUGGCCACAUUAAUUAAUUACAGCAUUUCACUCAUUGAACCGUAGUGUAAACUCGACCGCUCCCUACCAGUGACUUAAGACAAGUCCAUCUCACGCUCAUUUGACCCCUGCCACUAUCAAUUGUCUGCCAAAACGCCUCAUUGCUCCACACACUCAAACACCAUACUCGCAUAUACUCUGCACUCCGUCCAGAACAUGUUCAAAUGACCUCCCAUUGGCUCUUUAUCGUUUUAUAUUGUUGUAGUUGUUGCCGUAGGGAUUGUGCAGCCUGACUCGUCAGGAGUCUAGACGAUCGUCUAGAGGUGGAUGGCAGAGAGAGAGGGUGAUCACGCCUGCCGGUAUAUUCACACACCCUUAGACUGUAAGACUGUUGUGUCCUGAGCUUUGAACAAAACGUUGACCCUGAUGUUUUAAAGUUUUUUAAAUAAUAAUGGUAGCCAUGUCUUGAAUAGGGCCACAUGCCAUGAAGCGAUGUUUCAUACCUAGACUAAAUGGUGACUAGCGGAAGCAGGCGAUGGGGUUGGUUAGUACUAUGGACGCUGGCCAAUCGAGGUGUUGUAUAAAGCCCUGACAUUAUCCCAGAACAACACUAAGGGUCACUGUAAUCACAAAUGAAAAGACAAUCGUCAUGACAAUAGUUAACCUGCGCCCCCAUAUUCCCCAUAUAUAAUGAAUGAUGUUUAGAGAAUCUCACUUUCCAGUGUUAAUUUGUGCUGGUGACAGUUCUAUUGUCUGUUUUUAUUAUAAUUGUUCUAUGAUAAUUGCUAUUAUUACUGUUAAUAUUAUCAUUAUUGUGACCAUCGAUGGUAAUUGUAAUGAUGAUAUAGAAAAGGCCAUUUUAUUUUUUGCGGUUUUGUGUAGGUUAGGAAUCUUGUUUUAUUUGAAUUUUAUUUGAUUAUAUAUAAAUAUAUUUUUGUUUUGUUUUCAUUUUUUGUUUAGUUUUUUCUUCAAAGGGUGUACUAAAAUUGCACGAUUUAUGACGCAAAACAAAACGGCUGUAGUAAUAUUAGUACAUGUGAGAUCAUGAAAGGUGGUAAACAAGUUUAAUAUGAUAACCAGUUCAAUGCUGCAAUUUUUUUGUCAAAUGUACAAAACUUAGUCUACAGAUAGUAAAGUGACGACAAGACACAUUUAAUUUAUUUCUGACCAGACACAAAGAUGUCAAUGCAUGGGCAUAACACAAACAAAGAAUGAAUCCUGUUAUAGGAAAUGCAUAUGAAAUGUAAUAUUAAUAAGAAUAUACAUCACCCAGAAAUAAAAUAGAAAUUGAAGAAAAAAAGUACAAUUAUAGCUAAUAUAUUGUGUUCGGCUAGUCUGCUUUUUGUUGUAAACAAAAUGAACUUUUUUGUUGUUUUUGGAGAAUGAUAUACAAUUUGUGUAUAUUUUCAUAAAUAAAGUAUGCACUGAUGUUAUUACAAAUUCUA
This is a messenger RNA of Oncorhynchus gorbuscha (pink salmon), 5479 nucleotides long. RefSeq names its product myocyte-specific enhancer factor 2D homolog. Gene Ontology annotation, biological process: positive regulation of transcription by RNA polymerase II; cell differentiation. The record is from RefSeq and is a predicted model, not a curated record. The transcript has 13 exons. Gene Ontology annotation, molecular function: DNA-binding transcription factor activity, RNA polymerase II-specific; histone deacetylase binding; protein dimerization activity. Lineage: Eukaryota; Metazoa; Chordata; Actinopteri; Salmoniformes; Salmonidae. Bases 535 to 2262 code for a protein of 575 amino acids.